AUAACAUAUCUACUUAAUUGCUUCGAAACAAUUUUUUUUGGGGGGGUUUUGUUUUGUUUAUCAACCGAGAGACAACAAAUUCGAUCACUUUGUUACGUUAAGUACGUACGUAAUUAUUGUAGUCGUCGUUCGUUCGUACUGAGUAGUAUAUUAUUACCCUUUGGGGCGCAAGAAACUUAUUGAGGAGAAAGAAAUUAAAAGGAGGAGCGAGCGGAUGAAUGUGGACUGGGGGCCGGUGGUGGUGGCGGUGGCGAUGUUCAUACUGCUGUCGCCGGGAUUACUGUUCCAGUUGCCGGCGAGGACGAGGUGCGUGGAGUUCGGGAACAUGUACACCAGUGGCAUCUCCAUCUUGGUUCAUGCCAUCUUGUACUUCUGUAUCUACACCCUCCUCACCGUUGGCGUUGGCAUCCACAUCCGCUACAAUGUUUGAUUUUAUAUUAUUUUUAUAUGUAUUUGAAUCCAUUCCACAAUUCAGUCUAUAUACACUUUGGAGUAUUCAUCAUUAGAAAUAGCACUUAAACUGUUUUAUUCCCUAAAUAUUACUCAAUAAUGUCCAGUGAUGGCGAAUAUUUGCUUGAAAGUGCUACGUUGGGAAGAAAAACACAUGCUGUGCUAUUUAGGAAAAAUUAUUAUAUUUUAAUGCUAUUUAAGUAAAUUCCUAUUAUCAUU
Messenger RNA from Cuscuta campestris, 669 nucleotides. The record is from the annotation of a GenBank genome assembly. Lineage: Eukaryota; Viridiplantae; Streptophyta; Magnoliopsida; Solanales; Convolvulaceae.